GGGCUCCGAAUAAAAAGAUGGCGAUAGCUCAUAUAAAACCAGACAAAUAAGAUUUUCUUGUGUGUGUACAUAAAAUGGUGGUCUGUCAAACAAACAGUACGUAUAUUAUCCAGGGCGGGGAGAUUCUCGUUCGGAACAGUCUUCUUUUCCGUGAUUUGAAAACCAAUAAAUAAAUUUGUUUUAAUUUUAUGAGUGUAUUUUUUUCGUUUUCCACCGUGUCUCGUUUAAUACCGAGUGUUUCAUUAUAUUGUGGUCACUAAAAAAUAAAUAAAUCGAGGACUGCAGUUUCAAGAAUAAAUGAAACAAAAUGCUGACGGGACGAAUGAGACGGGUUGUUCGUCGAAAAAAAGAAAAACUAACAAACAAAUGAAACCCACCCUGCCGACAAAUUACAAUAGGCCUCGUAAAACUAACAUGAAGCCAGUGCUGGUAAACCAAAAAAAGAAAGAAACAAAAAUAAAUAUCGAAUCAUCGACGCGAGAUACAAUAGCAGAAACUAUUGCUUUUGUAAUCAAAGGUCAACUUACACCUAUCAAACCCAUUUCCUUGCCUUCAAACAAACCAGCCAAAGCUAUCAACAAAAGAUUACAAAUAACACGAUGUAAAAGUAAGCAAAAUGAAAGUAAAAAUGAAAAAAACAGUCUAGGAAAACUAUCUGCGAAGGGUAAUCCCAAAGCAGUCCCAACAAAACGUACUACUGCAAUUAAAACUGACCACCCAAUUCUGCAAAAGAGUAAAAUACCACCAAAAACAAUAACCAUUGAAGAGCUAGAUAAUUCCGUUAACAAAAUUUUAAGCAGAUAUACUAAAAAACUAAACGUAAAAGGAAACACAAGACCCAAUGAAAAUAAACCCAAUAAAAAAUUAACAAAAGUUUCUAAAAUAAUUAAACCCAAAAAUAAAAAACGGAAAACUUCUAUGACGUUGAUAGAAACUAAAAACCUUGUUAAACCCAGAAAAUAUGUAAGAAAGAAAAAAAUUAUUCAAAAUCCUAAUCAAGACAAAGAGACAAUAAAUGAUGUUUCACAAACAGAAAAAAAUAAUGAACCUGACAAACAAGAACUAAUGGAGAUUAAAAUAAAAGAAGAAAAAAUGGAUGUGGAUUAUUCCAGCGUCGGUAAUAUCAACAAAGAACAAGAAAACGCCAUCACUAACGAAAUUAAAAAUGAAAUUCUCGAAGAUGAUUCUAAGCAGAAAGAAGUAACCAAAGACUCAGAUAAACAAAAAAAUACAGUUGUUAAAAAUUCUAGGACAAAAAAAAUUAAUUUAAUAAAGAAAAAACCCACAGUAACCAAAAAACUUCAAAAUCGUUUAGAUGAUAAAAGACGAGCUAAAUUAAUACAGUUUUGGAACAGUCCCAAAAGACAUCGCGUGGCCUCUCUAAACGCUUUAGCAAAAGUUCACUGUCUUUAUGAAAAUGAAUCAAAAGCAGCUUUCGAAAAAAUGACCGAAAAUUCCUUAAUAAAAAAAGAAACAUCGUUAACAGAAAAUACUCAAAGAAAAAAUAUUACCACAAUAUUAGACAGCAGCGAUGAUGAUGGUAAUGAUGAUGAAACAGACGAUGAAUUGCCGGUAAAAAGGGUAUUACGUGAUGUUCCUGGACUACGUGGCGUAGGAAAACUCUGGGAUAUGCAUGAUUCUAUAAGCUCAGAUAACAGCGAUAUUGAAAUUCGAAGGUUUACUCCCAAGAAGACAGUUAGGGUAAAGAAGGAAGUAGCAAAAAAAAGCGCUGAAAAGCCCAUCAAUAAAACGGUCACAACUACUGUCAGGCGAAAACCUAAACCAGAAAUACCUAUGGAUCUAAAAGAUAUGGUAGUAAAGAAACGUAUGGCAAGUCUGAACGCUUCAGCGAUGCUUGCAGCUAGUUACUCAACAGAUAAAAAAGGAAAACCUAGCAAAUUCACAGACUCAUCUAGUGAUUAUGACACAGAUUCAUCAGCUGAAGAAUAUUUUGCAGCAAUACAGCAAAUCGAUUUAACCAAAGAUACCAAAGAAGAUAAUAUAAAACAAGAAGAUGGAAAUCUUAUCGAAGUCCAUACAACACCUAACAAGAAAGUGGCUGUUAUUCUAAAUCAAGACACUGAUGUUACUAUAACAGGAGUGUACGUUAAUAGUACAACUAGAUCUACACAUCACGAAGGCUACUGUAGCAUUGCUGGAAUGCAGUACAGGAUAUCAGCUACUAGUCAUACACAGACUGCUGCUACAGCUGUUGCAACUGAGACUUUGAUUCAAUCCAGCAACAGCUCAGAUAAUGCGCAUUUGGAUGCACAAUCGUGUUCAUCAAAGUCAUACACGCCAUUGGAUGCGCUAUCCAAUAUGCAACCACCUCCAGGUCCUGGCAUCCACAAUGCUCCACCAAGUCACGCUGGAAUGCCUUGUCAAAUCGGUUCACCGCAGCUUCGUCAACGAUCUUCGAGCGCAUUUUCUUCACCACAUCAUGGACAUCACGGAUUUCAUCCUGUUGUUCCUUCUUCUGGACAAGUGGGACUUUCUCCAUCUGGCGAUUCGCCUGUGGGAUUUGUUCAUGGAUACUAUCAACCAGCAGGACCACUAAUAUCAGUAUCUCACGGACAUGGUCAGCCGCCCACAGUACAACAACCGCCUCCGAUACCCAAAAGCGUGCCGCUUUCGGACGCAUCACCAACUUCGGUCAGUUCGACGCAACCGCCACCGGCACCUGGUUCGAAUAAUGGUGAUUCAUCGGAUAAUGAGGUAAUAAUUACUUCAGUAACAACAGGAACCAAGGAGCCACCAUCCGCACUAAGCCAUCAACCUCCAGCGUCGUACAGAUACCCGUCGUACUCGCAGUACCACACUUACCCUUGUCCUCCGCAGUAUCAUUACCAGACGCCUCCACCUCCUACUCCACCUUAUGCGCAUCACGACAUGUGCUAUCCGAGUCCACCUGGUGGAUACAUGCGGCAUACCAAGUAUGCACCGAGUGCCACUUAUCAUCGUUACCCUUACUAUCCGGGACAUGCUAGCGAACUGUAUCCAGUUACGAGUGCUCCACCUGUCCAACCUAGUCAACAGAUGGUUACUGCUUCGCCGGUAUCUGGAAGUGGAUCGUAUCCUUCAGUAUCAGGCGGUCCACCUGCUCCACCAGCCAUAAUGGAGUCGUAUCCACCACCGCCAGCGCCUCCUACUUUAGUGGACCCCUAUCAACCAGCUCCACAAUAUUACCACACUUCCGCAUAUGGUCUUCCACCUACAUGCUACUCGCAUUCUCCUACAAGAGCAAUUCCAUACAUAAAUACCACAUAUCAACAUUGUCCAUGUCCUUUAAAUUCGUGUCCAAAAAACGGACAUACUGGGCCUCUUACUGGUGAAAGUAAGAGGUCUAACAUUCAUAAAGACUCCAAGCCCUUACCUCCGGUGGCUCUAGCCUUACCACUAGAACCAGUUAGUGCGACAGGGCCGCCCAGCCCGGCCAGAGGUUCUGCUGGGAUGCCUUCUGGAGGCAUGCCGCCACCGCCUUCGCCUGCGGGGGCCAAUUAUCAACCUCCUGCAACUCCAAAACAAGAAUCUCGAUCACCGGAAGUGUGUCACAUUGAAAAACGUAAAGCCAGAGUGGGGAAGGCUAAUGUAAGAAACAAUAUGCAAAAUACUAUGUUGCUUAUGUGCAAUCCGGCGCAAGACUAUGUAAAAAGGGAAAUAGAAAGUCCUGAAGGUAAAGAACAAAUUAAUAAAAACCAGGAUGUUUUUAUUGAAGAUUUAGAUGUUGUGAAAGAAGACUCGAAAAUUCCAGAAGCUUGUACAGAAAAUACUUGCACAAAAGAUUCAUUAAAUAUUGAUUCAAAAACUACUCAAUGUCUUGAGGAAUUGGAACCGACACAAACAGAACUAAUGAACUGUGAACAAUUAACUGAACCUACAAUAAAUAAACCAGAUUUUGAAAAAUCUGUACCUCCAAUACUAAAAGAACCAGAAGAAGAACCUUUACCACCAUGCAUAGCUACAGUUGCAGAAAAUGUUAAAGUGAAAAAUAUGAAAAGGAAACAAUCCAUGUCAAAAGAAAAAGUAGCUGAAGAAAUAAUACCCCCACCAACAAAGAAAAAGAAAAUAACUUCUUACAAAGAUUUUAUCAGAAAACACACAAGCUGCUUUAAAAUAAGCAACGGCAAAAAGAAAUUAGUCAGUAAAGGGGCAAAAGCACAAUUAACGAAAGUCAAACAUAAGACUUCAACAAAAAAAACAAAAGAACAAACAAAUAACAGAAGGAUAAAGGCAGUUGGUAAAAAAACAGUAAUCCAAAAACCAUCACCGCAAAAGAAAACCAUUAACAAACCAAGCCCCGCUAAAAUAGCACCAAAAGUUCUAGACAACCUCAUAGCGAAAAAUCACAUAGACAAAGUAAUAGAGGACGUAAUACAAGGUUCAAAGAAAGGCGAAAUUGAGGAGAAAAUUAAGAAACCGGCACCGAAAACUUCCAAACCAAUCAAAAUCUUAAAUAAUAAUACAAAAACAGGCGCUAGUAGACGAAAGUCCACAACUACUUCUAAAUGCAAAAUUGAUAUACCUGAAGUACCAGUGAAAGUUACUAGGAAACCGACGGCAAGUGUGCCAAAAUGGUCCAAUGGUUGGAUGUGGGAAGGUGAACCAUAUGAAGGAAAAGUUUUUAUAAAUAGUGAUGAAACUACAUUAGUAAGAAAAUGCUACCCCUCGAUGAGGCAUAGAGAAGGUGACCUUAUCAGACCAGGGGAUUGUGUUUUACUUAAGGCAGGACCAAGGAAAAACGACCUUCCUUAUGUAGCCAAAAUCGCUGCGCUAUGGGAAAAUUCAGAAGAUGGCGAAAUGAUGAUGUCUCUCUUGUGGUAUUACAGACCGGAACAUACCGAGCAAGGUCGGCUAAUGACAGACCAACCGGAUGAAGUUUUUGCUUCCAGACAUAAGGAUUCCAAUUCGGUAGCGUGCAUAGAUGACAAGUGCUAUGUGGUUACUUAUAAUGAAUAUUGCAGAUACAAAAAACAUUUCAAACGAAUACAAGAGGGUGUAGAAGAACGGCCAAGAUGUGUGCCGCUUCCAGAUCCGUAUCCCAGAAUACGGAAACAGCCGCCUUCCAGCAGUCUAUCUACGGACAUAGUAUUUUUCUGCCGGAAAGUUUACGACUUUAGGCAGAAGAGGAUUGUCAAAAAUCCAACCUAGGAAAAAAAUAACAGGUUGUUUUGGAUUUAGAUGCCUAUACAUAUUGUCCGUCGUUUUUAAUCUGACACUUUUCGUAUGAGGGGCGAGGGGGUGAAGCUUAUGGUGUGACGUCAGGUGACCAUUGGCGUUUUAUUGAAGGGAGCCAUUUUUUUGGCGUAUCAGAUAAAAAUCGACAGACUUUACCUAAAAAACGUUGCUUAAUGUUAAUUAAAUGUUUUAAGCUAUUCAUACAUCACCACCAAUCGACGUGGUUUUUAUUAUUCUAUUUAUACUCAAUUUUUGCAGGAUGCUGUAACAAAUCAUGACUGCCAAAGAAAAUUUUCAAUUUUUCAAAAAUAAUAAUUUAAAAACAAAAUAAAAUCAAAAGGAUUUCAGUAAGAAUAUACACACGCCAGCAAAAUUAGGGAAACGGGACAAAAUGUACACUAAAUAAGCUCGAUUUCAAUGAAUUUUUCACAGAAUGUAGCUUGAUUUUUCAGGAAUACAUCUGACGUAUUACCGUUAUUGAAUGAUUCGUUUUUAUAUGCAGGGAUGGAAAGAAAGUCAAUAAUUUUCAGAGUUUUCUGAGACACCUUGUGGAGUGAAUCACUGGAAAUUCAGAACAGUUUUCAACACCACAUUGUAGCUUGAUCUUUUCUGAACAUUUUCAUUUUUAUUCUCUCUGAUAUUCUCAAUAUUAUUGAAAAUACAGAGUUUCUAAGAAAAGGUGGAUAUUGACCUUAAUUUUCUCCACGUCGACAUAUGAUUUGGAUAUGAAAAUGUGUCGUUUUCCAACUUCAAGUCAGGACUAUCUGAUCCCCUGGUAUAUUUGUGAGCAUUCUUUCUACAAUAAAUUGAUCGGUAAGAGGUAAAACUGCGAGCAAUAUUUAACAUGAAGUAAACAUUUACACACACAACUUGAAAUUGCAAACGGCACAUUUUCAUAUCCAGUUCGUAUGUCGACGUGGAGAAAAUUAGGGUCAUUAUCCACCUUUUCUUCAAAACUCUGUAUUUUCAAUAAUAUUGAAAAAAUCAGAAUGAAUAAAAAAUGAAAAUGUUCGGAAAAGAUCAGGCUACAAUUUGGUGUUGAGAACUGUUCUGAAUUUCCAGUGGUUCACUCCACAGGGUGUCUCAAAAAACUCUGGAAAUUACUGACUUUCUUUCCAUUCCUGUAUACGAUAUAAAAACGAAUCAUUUAAUAACCAGUGGCGGCUCGUCAGAGGAGGCAGGGGAGGCUAAGCUUCCCCAAAAAAAUUCAAUCUGUCUUUUAUUCCUGAUUCCUAAUAAAAAUAAUAAUUCACAAAUUACAUUUUCCAAAUUUCGAUAUUUCAAUGUAAUUUGGAUAAAUCUGACCGGCACUUCAAGGGCCGGAGUUAUAUGCGAGCCCGAAGGGCCGGAGUAAUACGAGCCCGAAGGGCUGGAGUUAUAUGAGAACCCGAAGGGCUGGAGUUAUACGAGAGCCCGAAGGGCUAAAGUUAUUUUAAUCACGGGGCCCAGUCUAUAAUUCUAUUGGUCAGCGGAUAAUUUGGAGCCAAUCAAAAAUCGGGAAUAUUCAAAAUGUGAUUUUUAGUCGAUAUUCCGAGUUUCAGUUCUCUCCGAUGUACCGGAAAAAAGUUAGCUUCCCCAACUUUCUUGAUUUUGAAUUUUUUUUUCCGAAGUUAAAAAAAAAAAUUGGAUAAAGGAGCAAAAAAAACGUUGAAAAGCUUAUGGGACCCUGCUUGCUAUGACGCAUUUUAAGGCCGAGAAAAAAUUAAAAAAGGAUAUUUCGAUUUUGGCCAGAUAAAAAUUUCAGCGAUGUGACACGACGUUACUUUUUCGCUUAUAGCUCCGCUAUUUCUCAAUCGAUCGUUUCGAGUCAUAUCUCUUUUGAAAGAGAAUGAAAUUACCUAUAAAAUCUUUUUUUAUUGAGAUUCUAGGCCGUAUUUGUCUUUGAGAUAUUAGCUGUCAGAGUUGAAAUUCUUUGUAAUUUUGUUAAAAUUUUCCAGGUCGAUUUUUUCGAAAACGGUAUCCCGUGGCGGAAUACUUCUUAUAGGCUUUUUUGUAGUAUUUAACGAGAUCUAUAAGUUUUGUAUUUGAAGUUAUUCUCCCGAGCUUUUCGUUUCCGAGUUAGGACGCUUUGAAAAUUAAAAAAAAUAAAUCGGAGGCUACCCCCUUUGAAUUUUUUGUCGAAAAAAUUCAAAUUUUGAAUUUCAAAAAAAAAAUUCUAUCGGAUAGAUUAGCAAAAAAUACAACGAAAAGUUAAUUUGAUCCUCCUCGCUACGGCAUCAGAGUAAAUAAAAAAUGAAAAUGAUCGGAGAAGUUCAGGCUACAAUUUGGUGUUGAAAACUGUUCUGAAUUUUCAGUGGUUCACUCCACAUAGUAUCCCAAAAAACUCUGAAAAUUACUUACUUUCUUUCCAUCCCUGUAUAUGAUAUAAAGACAAAUCAUUUAAUAACGGUAAUACGUCAUAUGUUUUCCUGAAGAAUCAAGCUACAAUCUGUGAAAAAUUCAUCAAAAUCAAGCGAACUGUGUGUAUAAAAUUGCUUCUUUAGAUUUGAAAUGAUAAAUUUAUCUUUCUUCGUUACAGCUCUCUCUCUCUCAAAGUAGCAACAUUCUCUUUAAGUUUUACAGAUGAUAAAUUUGUUAAAAUAAUAAGUAAACUAAAAAAAAAAAAAAAAGAAAUGACUAGGGACCUUACUUGUGUAUAGAAAAAAAAAACAAUAUAAUAUAUUUAACAUAAUAAUAUAAUGUAUAGAAAAAAAUGUUAGAGUUGAUAAUAUAUAUUUAAUUAUUUAAAAACAAAAAAAAAAAAGAUACAUAUUUAUGAUAGUGGUUUUAGAAACGCUGGUAUAAAUGGUGUGUGCUUUUAUAGUUUGUAGAUUGUGUUUUCCAUAAGUGUUUUGUCUUAAUAAGAUAAAUAAAAAAAAAAACAAACCAUGUAAUUGUAAAAGCAAAGUCAAUUUGGCAUCAGAUAAAAAAUAUCAUUUACGUGGCGUUUGAGGAUUUUAUACCUAUACACAUGACAUAAUCAAAAAAAAAAAAAAAAAUACCAUAUAAAGUGUAUGGUGAUGAGUAUUACAACAUAUUUUCUCUUGUUCUUUGAGUUUUGUAACAUAUUUUUAACAUUUUAAAAGAAGCAAAAAGAUACCCCUGCUUUCUUGAAAUUAUUAGGAGUUUGUUUUAUAUCCUGUUUUUAAUAAAUUUUAUUCAAAAUUACAGAGACUCUAUUUGAAGGGAAGAAAAGGAGUGAUUAUGAAAAUUUAAUUUGCACUAGGCCCUAACAAUAAUUCUGUUUUACACUUAUGAAAUAUCAAUUUUUCUGUAAUCUUGCGGUAAGAGUCAGUAGAUUUAAAAAAAUUCUAAACACUUUCUAUACUUAAUUUAUUUUAAUUUUUGAAUUGGGUUUUUUUCAGUUCCUACUUCCUGCAAUAGAUCUUUCUUGUGGUAAUUUUCAGGUUUGAAAAUCUAAAUAAUAAAUUGAAACUCCUAUACAAUUGCCAUUUAAUUUUAUGUAUUAUUUUUAUUUUUAUUAGAGCAAAAGAGAAUAUGAACACCUUUUACAUAGUAUAUUUUUAUGUAUUUUGCUAUAUAAUAUUUGGAAAACAAUAACAUGUUUGCAAAAAUGAUUUGUUUUCCGUUUUUCCUCAGUUUUCAGUUUUAUUAUUCGUUUAUUUAUUAACAGUAUUAUUCCUGAUUCAGCAAUUUUUUCAAAUGUAUCAUUUUUGCGAAAUUAUUGUGUACAAAGUAAUAAAAAGUAAAUGUCUCGUACAUAGUACAUAAUCUAUUUACUUUUGGCAUAUAGUGUAAUGCAUUUAAAACAGUGUUUUAUGUAUAACAUGAAAUGGGGGAAAUUUUCAUAGUCAAAAGAAAAGUGAUUUUUUAAUUUAUUUUGUUUUAUUGUACCUCACACUACAAGACUAAAAACACCAACAACAAAGUACCCCUACAAAAACUUUUGUUUAAUUUUAAUAUUUUUAGUUAUUAUUCCUUAUUGUUUUUGUUUUGAAUUUAGUUUUAAGAAAUUGAAUAUUAUUAUCCUUAAUUUAUACAUAAAAAAAAGUAAUAUAUUCCUCCCGCUCUCGGAGCAUUAAAUGUUAAUUUUAAAUUGUAGCCAAAGUUAACGUUAUUUUUUAUUAAUUUAUUAUGUUAAAAAAUCAACUGGUAGUAGUUUUGCAAACUUGGGUUGA
Molecule: messenger RNA, 9293 nt
Organism: Ceutorhynchus assimilis (cabbage seed weevil)
Lineage: Eukaryota; Metazoa; Arthropoda; Insecta; Coleoptera; Curculionidae
Source: the annotation of a GenBank genome assembly